GCUCAGUACACAGGGUGACGUCACGGCCCCAGGGAGUUGGCGGCAUGUGCUUUGAUCUGUGCGGCCGACCAGCAAGCUGAACUUCCCCGCUCCACAACGCUCCAAAUUCUACCUUUUCCUCGCCAUGGAAUGGAUAUACAGCGAAUUAUGAAGGAACAAAUCUGUUUGGAGCAAGUGUAGUGAGCCAACUUUCCCCUGGAUGGUGAAACUUUGUUGAGUAGGGACUGUAGUGCCCCCCUCCCACCCACCAUGAGUAUUGGUGUACAGGAAUACCUCCAGGAUACUGGGGGGAGCAAGUUCACCGAGGACUUACCCACGAGUGCACGGCCGCCAGUACCAGGCGAGGAAACCGAAUCCAACCAUGGAAGCCAGCACAGUGGCUCCAGCAACACAAAGAGUGAAUACUCCACAAAAUCAGACUACUCAAAGUCGGACUACUCGCAUUCGUCAGCGGGUACGCCCAGACGGACAAACUGUGACUUGGGAUUUGAACCAGAAGGGAGUGCAUCACCUACGCCACCGUAUCUACGCUGGGCAGAAAACCUGCAAGCAUUGCUGUCAGACAAGGAUGGUAGCCAGUUGUUUAAGUUAUACCUGGAGAAUGAAGACUCCAAACAUCUCUUGGAAUUCUACUUUGCUGUCAACGGCUUUAAAAAGAUGGAUCCCAAGGACGACAAAACACAGAGACUAGCAAAUAUUGUGUACACCAAGUAUAUCAAAGAAGGAAGAGGGACCCUCACUCAUAGAGUAAAGCCUGGGACAAAACAGUACUUAGCCAAAAAUAUUGAUUGUAAGCCAUUGGACAUAUCCAUAUUUGACCAGGCCCAGUUGGAAAUAGAAAAGUUCAUGGAGGAAAAUGCAUACAGAAUGUUCUUGGAGAGUGACAUCUACCUUCAGUACUGCAGAAAUGGUGGGGAAGUCUCGCCCAACCAAGUAGUGACGGAACUGGCGAACACGUCCGGUAAUGUGGGAAACUUGACAACGGGAGUCAUAUUGGCUCCUUUGCCAACGCUACAUGAAAAUGUCGAACUUAGUACCGAAGACACGAUGGAGACGCGGACGACGCUUCCGCUGACGGCAGAACACCUUUUUGCUACCUCACAGAUAAGGCUCAGGAGUGAGAGCAGAGACAGAGAAAGAUUGACCAGAGGAGGGAACCCGUAUCACCAGACGUACGCACCCGCACCUGCAACAUCGGCGAAUGAUUCUGAGAUCCAGAGCUUGUCCAGUGAACAGACUGAUGACACCAUGUCGCUGACGGACAGCAGCAUUGACUUAGAUGGGGUCCCCAACCUGAACCAUCGGCACAGAAGGCGGAGACAGCUGAAGGGGAUGAGACAAGACGCCCAGCGCAACGGCAACGUCAUGUGCUACCCUCCAUUUCCACAACCGAGAACUCAGAGGCUUCCCAAAGAGAUGAAAAUGAUGGAGCCAAAGAAGUUUGCAGAACUGUUAAUAGCGAAACUUGAGAGAGUGAAACAAGACCGGAGAAUGAGGAACGACUGGGAGGGAGACAGUGGUGCUAGUCAGGUAUCAGACUCUCAGGGAGCGUCAGGAUCGGACCCAGCGCAGCCCAGGCUGUUCCCGCUGAUGGACGACACCACCAGCAUCGAUGACGACCCCGAGUCUAUCCUGGACGAACACGUGUCCAGAGUACUGCAGACGCCGGGUUGUCGCUCGCCGGGCAGACACUCUCCCGUCAGACCGAAGGGUCACAUCUCAGGGGUUCCCCAUCACAUGUCGUACCCGGGCGCGCUCGCCGGCGCCGCAGGCUCGUCCUGGCACAACAGGUCACGACCGAAGGACGGUUCAAAACGGGACAGCGGCAUCGGAGACUCUUCUGUCACGGAGGCAGAGACUGUAACUCAUUACCAUAAAUAUUAUUACCAUCACCACCACCACCAUCCCAAGUCAAGGGAGGGGUUGGAGAAACAGACAGAGAUGGAAACACAGAGGAAAGUACAGAGAGACUCAGAAAUGUACACCACGCAGUCCCGGGUACACCAGGACAGCAUGGGCGGCACGGCGGAGUCCCUGCGACGGGAGGGACGGAGAGAUGUUCUGGGGAAGCGUGGCGGCGGGAGGAAAGAGGAGGGCGAACCGUUCCUGGCUCUGCCCGUGGAGACGGAUAGAUUUGGCAAGGUGUGGGACUGGAUGGAGGAAGGUGAGAGGGAGAGGUACAGAGGGGGGAUGAACAUCAGAGAGCCAAAGUCCAAACGGUCAUCCAAGACAGCUUCCCAAGCAGCCCACAGAAGCUCUGGAAAAGCAAGCUCCAGCUCCGCGAAGAAACCCUUGGCGUACAACACGUCCCGUCCAACAUCGAUGGAGCGGCCAGCGGUGACGGCAGAGGUGCGGCCCAUGCAGCCCUUCAUGCAGGACACACAGAUGCCCGUUCUGCCCCAGCCCAACCCCCUCAUCUGCUUGGAGGAAGCGCGCAGACGCUUGGUGGAGAAAGCCAACCCCAAGGCCAGCAGCAGGCAUGUUGUGGACAGUGGUGCCAGGAAGGACAAGGGCAAGCUGCCACAGUCCAAGGUCGUCCCUGCCGUGUCCGACAUGGAACCAGAAGAAGAGCCCAAGGAGAGGAAACAGCCCAUCAAGAAGCCAGCGUCUACAAUGUCCGUCUCGGGCGACAACACCGUGGUCGGGUAUUACUUCUGCGGCGAGCCCAUUCCGUACAGAACGACGCUCCCCGGGAAGGACAUCACUCUAGCUAUCUUCAAAAACAGCAUCACCAAGAGAGGAAACUACAGAUACUUCUUCAAGUGCACAUCAACAGAGUUCGGCUCCAAUGCAGUUUACCAGGAGGUGACUGAAGAUGAGGACUUGCUGCCACUAUGGGAGGGGAAGAUCGUCGGAAAGGUGGAGCGCAUAGAGUGAAAAAAAACAACUGAAGAAAGAAAAUCCUCAAAUCUUCCUGACACCUGACUGUACACAGCUUCUACCUUUCCCCAUCAGCAGGGUAUUAACAGCGUGAGUUAGGAAAGGGUUUCGUGUAGAGGCUGUUAUUUAUUUUCUCAUAUCAUGCAUGGCGCUAACGGCAAGGAAGGUAGACCUGUGGACAGUCAUGUGUCAGGGAAGAUGCAAAACUUUUGGUGCUGCUUUGUCUGAGUGACUGGCUUCUACUUGGCAAACACCCCUGCCUGUGCAAUCAGCCAUAUAUAUCUUGUUGUGCAUUGUUGCCAAGGUCGGCCUGUUCUUGUAUUGUAGGAAAGAUUAGAGAUAAUACUAGGAAGGAACCAUGGAGGGUCUGUUCUGUCCAGUGUAAACUACCAGUAGUGUCCAUGUUGUUGCAGUUGUUGAUAUUACUUUUUUCCUUUUGGAAGGCUUAUUGUUUGGUAAGUCCAAGUUCUCUGUAGAUAGUAUCACCAUGGAUUCCUGAUGUAGAUAGUACGGUCCCAGAGGAAUCAGAUGAAAUAAGGACCCCCAGCUGAUUGUUUAUGCCCCCCCCCCCCACCCUCCGGUUUCAGUCAGGCUGUAGGUAAUAUUGCUGAGCUGUGGUAAUUAUUGUAAGGUGAACAUAUUUUAUCCCGUAUGCCUGUAAGGGCUUGGAUCAUACCAAGAGAACAUAGCUAAUGUAAAGAAAUGUGUAAGAGACAAGGCUUCCUUAGACAAGGAGAAAAAAGAUGGGAAACCUGUAAACGUCUGUGAUAUAACGAUGUUGCAACUACAGAACAAACUCUCGUAUUGGCCAUAAUUGUAAACACUGGACCUCAUAUUGUACAUAACUUUUAUAUGACCAUUUCCCCUUGAUGUUCCCCUGCAAAGCCUUGUUAGGAGUUAGAUAAAACACAUCAAGUCCGAUAUAGAGUGUAGGAACACAUCUGACCAUUUCUUGCCUGUGUUACAUUUUUUCUAUUUCCCAAUGUGUGAAAAUAGUUGUACAAGAAUUGAUACCUAGGUUUCAAUUGAAACAAUAAAGGUUAUAUAUUUUUAAAGUGAAAA
Molecule: messenger RNA, 3942 nt
Organism: Branchiostoma floridae (Florida lancelet)
Lineage: Eukaryota; Metazoa; Chordata; Leptocardii; Amphioxiformes; Branchiostomatidae
Product: axin-1-like
Exons: 11
Coding region: 250-2877 (875 amino acids)
Biological process (GO): negative regulation of canonical Wnt signaling pathway
Source: RefSeq, a predicted model, not a curated record